AUGGGUAACUACUCGAAAGCACUUGAAUUUUACGAAAAAUCACUUCAAAUAAAAGAAAAAGCUCUGCCUCCGAAUCAUCCCGAUUUGGCUAUUUCCUACGGCAACAUCGGUCAAGUGUAUAACAGAAUGGGUGAUUACUCGAAAGCACUUGAAUUUUACGAAAAAGCACAUCAAAUCUUCGAAAAAGCUCUGCCUUCGAAUCAUUCCCAUUUGGCUACUUCCUACAACAACAUCGGUCUAGUGUAUAACAACAUGGGUGACUACUCGAAAGCACUUGAAUUUUACGAAAAAGCACAUCAAAUAAAAGAAAAAGCUCUGCCUCCGAAUCAUCCAGAUUUGGCUAGUUCCUAUAACAACAUCGGUCAAGUGUAUAAGAACAUGGGUGACUACUCGAAAGCACUUGAAUUUUACGAAAAAUCACUUAAAAUAAGAGAAAAAGCUCUGCCUUCGAAUCAUCCCAAUUUGGCUACUUCCUACAACAACAUCGGUCAAGUGUAUAACAACAUGGGUGACUACUCGAAAGCACUUGAAUUUUACGAAAAAUCACAUAAAAUUUACGAAAAAGCUCUGCCUCCGAAUCAUCCCUCACUGGCUAUUUCAAAGCAUGAUAUUGGCCUUACAUAUGAAAACAUGAGAGAAUACUCGAAGGCCAGUCAGUUUUAUCAACGUGCUGUUGAUAUCGCACAAAUUUCAUUACCCUCAAAUCAUCCACACUUACAAUUGUAUAGAAAGCGCCUUCAGGACGUAAAAAAGAAAAUGUAA
Molecule: messenger RNA, 762 nt
Organism: Rotaria sordida
Lineage: Eukaryota; Metazoa; Rotifera; Eurotatoria; Philodinida; Philodinidae
Source: the annotation of a GenBank genome assembly